GUAUAAAAGACAGACUGCCCCUCAUCCAGACACACACCUGCAGCAACCCUGUUAUUUGAAGGUUACAGGCUGUCUCAUUUCCCCCUACUGGAAUUCAGUUUUUUUUAUUAAUAUUAAACAGCAACUCCUCUCUUAGAAGAUGCAGACGAAUUGUGCUCUACUCUGUAUCUCACUCUGUGUAUUUACUGCACAUCUCUCAAGGAUCCAUGGCGUGACCCUCUCGAAUCCAGAGAAAAAAGGCUGGACUCUACACAGUGCUGGGUACCUACUAGGACCUUAUGCUCACAGAAGUCUUAAUGUAAGACACAGGGCAAUGGGCAAAAAAGACAUGUGGAACAAGAGUUCAAGCGUGCUAACAUCUUCAUACAAUGAUUCCUAUCUGCACUCACUACUGGGUCAUCUUGCAUAUCUGCGAUUAAAAGAAAUGGGAAUGACUGAAGAUUUUAGUGGCUCUUUAAUUAAUGGCCAUAUGAAGCAAUAACAGAAAUAUCCCUGUUUAACUGUCAACAGCUGCCCUCUAAAAUUAUUUUGCAUUCCUUCCUAUUUAUUAUUAUUUGUCAUGUAUUAAAAAAUUGUUCAAAUGCGAUUAUCCCAUGAAACUGAUUUGGCUCAUCUCACCACAUCUCACAGAACCAUUGUUGGUGCAUAAUUUCCUGCUUCUGAGUUCAAACAAAGCAAUUCAUGACAAAUGUUUUAAAAAGCCUUUAAUGUUUAUUUCAUAUUAAAAGGAAAUUGAUGUAGCUAAUCCGGGAGCAGCAAUUUACUGUAAAAAAAAAGAUGCUGGAUUAAAAUUUUAAGUUCAAUCAACUUGGAUGUUUAAGUCAUUUCAACUUUAACAUUAAACUGACUUAAAAAUGAGUUGAAUAUUGAAUAACUUGCUCAACCUAUUUUGCUGAGUUAAUGUGCAAUGAGCAAUGUAAUAACAUAUGAUGUCAUGGUCGAUUAUGUAAUUUUUACACUGUUUUUUUGGUGAAUAAGAGGUGAAAACUAAUGAAAUCUGUUGAUUACAAAUACACAUUUUUGAACAAAUAGCAAACUAUCUCGCUGAUUCCAAUAACCAUUGUUUGACUUAACACAGAGAAAGCAUAAUAAUAAAAGGCCUAAUUAAAACAUGAAACGUAGUGGGAGUGUAUAUUAUUAUGAAGUGUGAUAAAGA
Pimephales promelas (fathead minnow) is the source of this 1156-nucleotide messenger RNA. RefSeq names its product galanin-like (gene gall). Gene Ontology annotation, biological process: neuropeptide signaling pathway. Lineage: Eukaryota; Metazoa; Chordata; Actinopteri; Cypriniformes; Leuciscidae. Gene Ontology annotation, molecular function: neuropeptide hormone activity; galanin receptor binding. Gene Ontology annotation, cellular component: secretory granule; extracellular region. The record is from RefSeq and is a predicted model, not a curated record.